Messenger RNA from Aspergillus puulaauensis, 2976 nucleotides. RefSeq lists its product as uncharacterized. The record is from RefSeq and is a predicted model, not a curated record. Bases 1 to 2976 code for a protein of 991 amino acids. NCBI's taxonomy places the organism in Eukaryota, Fungi, Ascomycota, Eurotiomycetes, Eurotiales, Aspergillaceae. The transcript has 3 exons.
AUGGAACAUCAAUUUUUUCAAAGGAUCCCUAGUUUACAGAUUAUCAUAUGUCGUUGCUGCAAAUAUGGUGUGCACCCCAAGGAGGUAGCCGCGCAUCUGCGGGUUAAGCAUUCCAUCAAGCCCCAGGAGUGUACGCAGGUGGCCGAGGCAAUCCAGCAGUGGGAUAAUGUGAUGCAGGAACCCCACGCUGUCCAGAUCCCCCGGAUGCUGCAGAAUCCAUUACCCGGGAUUGAACUGUACAUGAACGGCAUGCAGUGCCAGCAGGACCCUGAACAUUGCCAGUACAUCACCACCCAUAUCAAAAGUAUGCGGAAACACUGGCAGCAGGUCCAUGGAUGGACCCAGCAUCGCCAUAGCGGGUUUGUCAGUCGCCAGGAGCGGGAACAGGGCAUGGCUAGUUUCCAGCAGUCAUUCCGCAUGGUAGCAUGGCAGCAGGUAUUCCCAUCGCGGAAGAACUCCCAUUUAGUGCAUAUUCGAUCCUGCGACCCCGAGCCCGUGGAACCACCCACCCCCAGCACUGACCGGGAGGCCAUGGUAGCCGAGAUCAAGGCCCAGGCAGCAGCUGAUGACGAGGCCGCUGCUAACCAGGUGAUCCAGGCCGGGGAGCUGCAGGAUGCUAACCCAUGGCUGCGGCGGACCCGGUGGGCGCGGUAUCUGGCUGAGGUACACCCGCAGGACCUUCUGGACGUGGUGGCCACGCCGGGAGCAGACGAGAUGGACGAGACCAGCCAGGCCAUGCGGGUGAUCUGGGAUACUAUGGAACAGUUAGCCCGCCGCAGCCAGCGGACCGUGCAGCACUGCGGGAGCGGGAUCCGCAUGGCCGCGAUCUGCACCAUGCCGGGGCAGACCCCCCACACGCCGCUGCAGGCGUACAUGGAUGAAAAGAGCAUCCAGGACCAUGUGCGGCCAUGGCAGCAGAUAUUAAUAUUCAUCGCGCGCACCCAGACCCAGUGGCCAUGGCAGGGGAAGGAGCCCCGAUAUAUCAUGACCAGCCGGCAGCGGAAGACCUGGCAACGGCUGUGGCAGGCGGCCAUGCAGGUGGUGCAUGGGGCUGUGGCAUCCCCCGUCCCGGACGACAGCCGCGCCAGCCCCGAUCCCAUGGAGGAUCCAGCUGAGGAGAGUUCCGGGUUCAGGGUUAGGGUUGCCGGGUUUGUCAUGACCCGGGUAGAAACAGCAUGCUUGGAGUUUUGCAUUGAGCUGUUAAACCAGAAGAUCCAGGUUCAUGAAUAUGAGAGUGCACUGGUAUGCAGUAUGGCCGUGCUCGGACGGGGGAUCAAGACGUGGCUGGAUCCGGAUAGCUACCCCCCGAUCAUUUCACGGGUGUUGAAGGUGGCGCGGUUCAUGGUCGUGCAGAAGGCAUUAUGGCUGGAUCCCCAGCCCAUGGCGAUUAUCGAGAUGUGGGCGGGGCAGGCCGAACAGGGCUCCUGGACCGGGGAUGCCGCGGACGAUGAUUUGGGAUUGAUCAUGGAGGAUGAAGGGUUCGCGGAGGGUACAGGUGGGGGCCCGAUCCCGUCAUCCCCACCGUUGUCCAUCCACAGCCAAGAUGCUGCCCCCAUCAGCCGGAUGUCCCGCCAGGGCCGCAUGCCGUUCCAGACCGGGGUUGAUAUCAUGGUGGGUAAGUUCAUGGUCCGGGGCCAACACGGGCCGGUGGAGGUGUUGUUAGACUGGCGGACAUACAGGCUCAAGGUCCAUUACAACACCACGGCCCCCGGCCAUGUGACCUGGAUGGGCACGGAGCGGUUGCUGUACAAGAACCUGGAUUUUACCAUGGGCCAGUUCCGCGGGAUGGUGCACGGGCUGGUCCAGGCCGCGCGGGGAUUACUGGGAGGGCUGCUGUGUGAGCCCGAACCCCGCCAGUGGCCGGCGAUCCCAUGGGACGGGUUAUUUGAUAAUCCCACCGAAGCCACGCCGGGAACCCGCGGUGGCCCGGGCAUUCGUCACCCAGGGGGGCUCAGCGCCAGCAAGGCCACCAAGUACUUCCAGCAGGUGGCCCGGUUUAAGGAGAAGCUGGCGGUGGCCCAUGUCAACACCGACACCAACAUGCGCCGCAAUAUAUAUAUUGAAGAUGGGAUGGUGGUGUUCGUGUCCGCAUACCACAAGGGGUUUUAUAGCAGUAAUGACGUGAAGAUCAUCCAUCGAUAUUUACCCCGGGCCGUGGGUGAAUUAGUGGUUUGGUAUUUAUGGCUGGUGUUGCCAUUCCUGCGGCAGCUGGCCGUGAGCUGGGGGCGGACGGUGGAACCCGGGACUGAAUCCCAACCCCACCACCGCAGUCCAUAUUUAUGGGGACCGGACGUGGGCAGCGGACGGACGUGGACGAGCGAGCGGUUCCGGGAGGCAUUGAAGCAGGCCAGCCAGACCGGGCUGGGGUUAGGGUUCGGGUUCAACGUGGCGAAUUACCGGGACAUCGCGGUGGGCAUCAGCCGGCGGUUUUUGCGGGGAUCCAGCGCGUUCCCGGACAACAUCCAAACCGAGCGGCAGCAGGAGCUGACAGCCAUUGCCGCCGAUACCGACCCCGAUGACGGGAUCGGGGAUAUUGCAGACGAGCAGGCCGGGCAUAGCACCCACGUGGCCGGGAUGGUAUAUGGGCGGGAAAGCAUGGAAUUCGCCGGGAGCACGACGGUGCGGCGGUUGAAGUUCCGGGCAUCCAGCAUGGAUUGGCAUCAGUUUUUAGGGUUUACCGCGGAAACCCCCACGGUGCUGGGGAAACGGGUCAACCCAUGGGAGGCGCAGGCCGCGGAUCACCAGGCCCGGCGGCGGACGCAGCUGCAGGCCACGGACAUGGAGGCCGCACUGCAGCGGAUGACCGGACAGGGGGAGAUACAGUUCCGGGGCGUGCAGCAACCGGCCAUCCAGGCCAUCCAGGAUGGGGCCAGCCCGGUGGUGGCGGUGAUGCCCACCGGGGGCGGGAAAAGCAUGUUAUUCAUGUUGCCCGCGUUCGUGGCCCCGGGGGGUGUACCAUCGUGGUGGUCCCGUUAG